CGGAAACAGAGGGCCGGGGCAGCCGCUGCUCAUACUGAAGAGGAAGGACGGGAGAGGAUUGUGUGUGUGUGUGUAUGUGUGUGUGUGUGAGCGUGUGCGUGUAUUUUUUUUCUUUUUGCUGGUGGUGGUGGAGGGGGCGGCUAGCAGGGCCAGCCCUGAACCCGCUGGACAGAGCUACAGACCCAUGGGGCCUGGCAGUGCCCGCUGAGAGAGGGAGAAGACAGCAGAGGGGUUGCCAAGGCACCCUCCAAAUCCCAGAUCAUGUCUCUGUGGGGUCUGGUCUCCAAAAUGCCCCCAGAAAAACUGCAGCGGCUCUAUGUCGACUUUCCUCAACAUCUGCGGCAUCUCCUGGGUGACUGGCUGGAGAACCAGCCCUGGGAGUUCCUCGUCGGCUCGGAUGCCUUCUGCUGCAACAUGGCCAGCGCCUUACUUUCUGCCACUGUCCAGCGUCUUCAGGCCUCGGCUGGAGAGCAGGGGGAGGGGAGCACCAUCUUGCAACACAUCAGCACCCUGGAGAGCAUAUAUCAGAGGGACCCCCUGAAGCUGGUGGCCACUUUCAGACACAUACUUCAAGGGGAAAAAAAAGCUGUGAUGGAACAGUUCCGCCACCUGCCGAUGGCCUUCCACUGGAAGCAGGAGGAACUCAAGUUUAACACGGUCCUGCGGAGGCUGCAGCACCGAGUGGGGGAAACCCGCCUUCUUCGCGAAGCUCUGCAGCCCGGGGCUGAGAGUCGCCAAGUGUCUUUGCACAGCUUGAUAGAAACGCCUGCCAAUGGGACUGGGCCAAGUGAGGCCCUGGCCACGUUGCUGCAGGAGGCUGUUGGGGAGCUGGAGGCGGCCCAGGGCCUGGUGCUGAAGAGGAUCCAGAUCUGGAAACGGCAGCAGCAGCUGUCAGGGAACGGCGCACCCUUUGAGGAGAGCCUGGCCCCACUACAGGAGAGGUGUGAGAGCCUGGUGGACAUUUAUUCCCAGCUGCAGCAGGAGGUGGGGGCAGCUGGUGGGGAGCUUGAGCCCAAGACCCGGGCAGCACUGCUUAGCCGGCUGGAUGAAGUCCUGCAAACCGUCGUCACCAGCUCUUUCCUGGUGGAAAAGCAGCCCCCGCAGGUCCUGAAGACUCAGACCAAGUUCCAGGCCGGGGUUCGAUUCCUCCUGGGCCUGCGGUUCCUGGGGGCCCCGGCCAAGCCUCCGCUGGUCAGGGCCGACAUGGUAACGGAGAAGCAGGCGAGGGAGCUGGGCACGCCCCAGGGGCCCGGGGCCGGAGCAGACAGCACUGGGGAAAUCAUCAACAGCACCGUGCCCCUGGAGAACAGCGUUCCCGGGAACUGCUGCUCCGCCCUGUUCAAGAACCUGCUUCUGAAGAAAAUCAAGCGGUGUGAGCGGAAGGGCACCGAGUCCGUCACAGAGGAGAAGUGCGCCGUGCUCUUCUCCACCAGCUUCACGCUCGGCCCCAACAAACUCCCCAUCCAGCUGCAGGCCCUGUCUCUGCCCCUGGUCGUCAUCGUCCAUGGCAACCAAGACAACAAUGCCAAAGCCACCAUCCUGUGGGACAAUGCCUUCUCUGAGAUGGAUCGCGUGCCCUUUGUGGUGGCUGAGCGGGUGCCCUGGGAGAAGAUGUGUGAAACGCUGAACCUCAAGUUCAUGGCUGAGGUGGGGACCAACCGGGGGUUACUCCCAGAGCACUUCCUCUUCCUGGCUCAGAAGAUCUUCAACGACAACAGCCUCAGCACAGAGGCCUUCCAGCACCGUUCUGUGUCCUGGUCCCAGUUCAACAAGGAGAUCCUGCUGGGUCGUGGCUUCACCUUUUGGCAGUGGUUUGAUGGUGUCCUGGACCUCACCAAACGCUGUCUCCGGAGCUACUGGUCAGAUCGGCUGAUCAUUGGCUUCAUCAGCAAACAGUACGUCACUAGCCUUCUCCUCAACGAGCCUGACGGAACCUUCCUCCUUCGGUUCAGUGACUCAGAGAUUGGGGGAAUCACCAUUGCCCACGUCAUCCGGGGCCAGGAUGGCUCCCCACAGAUAGAGAACAUCCAGCCCUUCUCUGCCAAAGACCUGUCCAUUCGCUCCCUGGGGGACCGAAUCCGGGACCUUGCUCAGCUCAAAAACCUCUACCCCAAGAAACCCAAGGAUGAGGCUUUCCGGAGCCACUACAAGCCUGAGCAGAUGGGUAAGGAUGGCAGGGGUUACGUCCCAGCUACAAUCAAGAUGACUGUGGAAAGGGACCAGCCGCUGCCCACCCCAGAGCCCCAGAUGCCUACCAUGGUGCCCUCUUACGAUCUUGGAAUGGCCCCAGACACGUCCAUGAGCAUGCAGCUCGGCCCAGAUAUGGUCCCCCAGGUGUACCCUCCACGCUCUCACUCCAUCCCCUCAUAUCCACCCCUCUCCCGGGAAGAAUCAGUCCACGUGGUGUCAGCCUUCCAGGAACUUCACCUGCACAUGGCCCCCGGCCUGAGUCAGAUGGGCCUGCCCUUUGACCAGCCUCACCCGCAGGGCCUGCUGCCGUGCCAGCCUCAGGAGCAUGCCGUGUCCAGCCCUGAGCCCUUGCUCUGCUCCGACGUGACCAUGGCGGAAGAGAGCUGCCUGAGCCAGCCGGUGGGAGGGUUCCCGCAAGGCCCCUGGGUCGGUGAAGACAUGUUCCCGCCCUUGCUGCCUCCCACCGAACAGGACCUCACCAAGCUUCUCUUGGAGGGGCAAGGGGAGUCAGAGGGGGGGUCCUUGGGAGCCGCACCCCUGCUGCAACCCUCCCCUUAUGGGCAGUCUGGGAUCUCCAUGUCCCACCUGGACCUAAGGGCUAACCCCAGUUGGUGAUCCCAGCUGGAGGGGGAGCCCAGAGAGACAGCUCUCCUGCCCCCACGGACAUGCUCUGGACACCUGCCCGUGCUCCUACCACGCAGCAGAUGGGGAGGGCGCCCUCCUGUCCCCACCUACCCCCCCGGUCAGGAGGAAAGGACUUUGCCAGGAGAAUGCACAGUGGGCAGAACGUAUCUACUCCUCCCCUCCCACCACGCGACCCCGCCCUCCCACUUCCAAAUACUGGAAGGAAAAUUCAGGUGCCAAGUGAGACACGCUCCAACAUGCCUGCACACGCAGCACACACACACACACGCAGCUCUCCUUGGAAGGCAGGGCUGAGCGGGGAGGGGCUGGGCAAGAGCACCGGUGAGGGCACAGGGGGCUUCUCUGCUUGCCCUGAUCCAGGGCUCAAAACGCACAUGUGGAGACACUCAGACAUGUGUACACACCUGCUCCAGAGGCCGGGGGGGGGGUGGAGGGACGGGCUUGGGUCCCAGCCCUAGGGAGUUGGGAAGCAGUUCAGGAGACCCUGGGAGCAGGUGGGGGCCCUGGACAUUUGGUUACCGAUGUUGGGUUUUGCCCAGAUUAAAAAACAAAUCCCAAACAGCUCCAAAUUCUUGUCAGUCAGAUGGAGGCUUCUGGAUACGUGUGUGAGACUGCGCGGAAGUACAGGGGUUGACUUUGUGUACAGCCGUGUGAACGUGUGUGUACCUGAGACAUAUGAAUAUAUACACGUCACACACAUUAGUUGUAUGGCUACGUAGAACACGUACUUCUCUGAUUUUGCCUGUACGACAACCCAAGUUUGGAAGUGUGAGACACGGCACAAGAGACACCAGCGCGCAUGCUGGCCUCUCAGACGUACGUGAACGCAAAUGUCCUCAGCUCUGAGCGUGACCGUGCCCAGGUGGGUCUCUGCGGCUGCGACAGCUGCACACGGCUGUGGCUUCGGUGGCUCACCGCCACCAGUCCGGCCCAGAGGCAGAGGGCGCGUCUCGGGUGCAGACGCGUGUGUGGUCCUCUCGGCGUGCUGGGGGCCCUGCCCGCUGCUUCUUUUCUAUCUUCCCACCCCCACCAGCUUCCCUCCGUUCCUGCGUCUCAUGCCACCCUUUCUCCAUCUUGCAGGUCAUAGAUCC
Hippopotamus amphibius kiboko is the source of this 3926-nucleotide messenger RNA. RefSeq names its product signal transducer and activator of transcription 6 (gene STAT6). The record is from RefSeq and is a predicted model, not a curated record. Gene Ontology annotation, molecular function: RNA polymerase II cis-regulatory region sequence-specific DNA binding; DNA-binding transcription factor activity, RNA polymerase II-specific. NCBI's taxonomy places the organism in Eukaryota, Metazoa, Chordata, Mammalia, Artiodactyla, Hippopotamidae. Gene Ontology annotation, biological process: regulation of transcription by RNA polymerase II; cytokine-mediated signaling pathway; response to peptide hormone. The coding region runs from base 262 to 2805 and encodes 847 amino acids. The transcript has 22 exons.